Messenger RNA from Pseudogymnoascus destructans, 1247 nucleotides. RefSeq lists its product as uncharacterized. The transcript has 5 exons. Lineage: Eukaryota; Fungi; Ascomycota; Leotiomycetes; Thelebolales; Thelebolaceae. The coding region runs from base 163 to 975 and encodes 270 amino acids. Gene Ontology annotation, cellular component: nucleus. The record is from RefSeq and is a predicted model, not a curated record.
CCAUUUUUAAAGUUGUGGGACGCCCACCCACAUUUUACCCCUGUUCGCAACUAUAGCCGUGCGUCCACACCUCCAUCACAACAGCCAUCACUGGUACUGGUGACAAAAAGAUACCGUACUGUAAAUACCCUGAUCCACGCGCCAUUGUUGAAGAGAGGGAAAAUGGCCAAGAGGGAGACGACGGAUAGUGAGCCAGGGGAUGAGAGGGUGACGAGGAGGUCGACUAGGUUGAAGACGACGAACGAGGAGCCGGUUGAUGAGAAGCUUGUGAAGGCGUCCAAGGCUGCGGUUAAGACGAAGGCAAUGGUUAAGAAGAGCCUGGUUAAAGAAGAGGAGAUUGAGGGCGGGAAGGAAGUAAAGACCAUCAUAACCCCACUAGAAAAAACAAAUGGAACUACCACCGCACUAGCAAGGGAGAAACAAUACUGGCUCCUAAAAGCCGAGCCCGAGUCCCGCCUCGAAAAGGGGCACGACGUCAAAUUCUCCAUUGAUGAUUUGGCUGCGAAGACUGAACCUGAGCCGUGGGAUGGAAUCCGCUCAUACGCUGCGCGAAACAACCUCCGCGCAAUGAAAAGGGGAGAUCUAGCAUUCUUCUACCACUCCAGCUGCAAAACCCCCGCUAUUGUUGGGGUUAUGGAGGUUGUGCAGGAGCAUUCUCCUGAUUUGACAGCACAAGACCCCAAAGCCGCAUACUACGACCCCAAAGACACCGACCCCUCCAACCCCCGCUGGAGCCUCGUCCACGUCUCCUUCCGCGAGAAAUUCACCAACCCCCUCACCCUGCACGGGCUAAAAGCCAUGCAAUCGACCAGCGCAGAGAUCAGUAACAUGCAACUCCUCAAGCAGAGCCGGUUGAGCGUCACCGGUGUCACAAAGGGGGAGUGGGAGUUUUUGAUGUCAGUUAUCAAGAAACCGGAGGAGAUGGAGGGAGAGGCGAAGGGGGAGAUGCAAUUUGGGUGUAUGUUGUAUAGAUGAUUUUUUUUUUGUCGGUUUUGGGAAGAGAGGGUGUGGAUGGGUGCUAGGUAUGCGUGGAGCGUGGUUUGUUACCUCUCAUCGUGGUGAGCAAGGAAGGAUAGCUGUUACCCCUUGUCGUUCGUGCGCGUUCCUGAGAUGUAUUAUUUGAAAACGAGAGAUCUAGAGAGAUACGUGGGAGGAAGGAGCACUGUUACAGUAAAUCAGGAGUCAAAACACUGAUGUGUUUGUCACUUCCAUCAAUCACCACAUCCAAAGAACCCGUUGCCAAUCAC